AAUUAUUCAUUCAGAUAUGAUUUUUGUAGAAGGGUAGGUAGGUAGGUACUCCUUCAAUUUAAGGGAUAUUUUGGAUAGAUACACAUUUUAAUUCGGAUACACAUAUUAAAUACAUAGAUUUUUUUUUGAAGUUUUCCUCGUUUUCCUCGGAUGAAAUAAAGUGAAAUGUGAUGGUGUAUACACACGGUCUCAGUAUAAAAACAAAAUUCAAUGCGUUUAGGAUAUACGGCUCCGGAGCUAAGUGUUUCUAGUGUUGUGUAUAUUCCAAAAGAUAACAUACAAAAUUAAAUGAAGAUAUAAAUUCAUAAAUUAACAUCAUACGAAAAUAAGAUUGAAACUAUUUAUAAAAUGUAAUUUCAGUUGUGAUGAUGAGUUUUUUUUAGUUGUUUUUCUAACAGAUACGAAAAAAGAAAAGAAAAUAACUUUGGUUACUUAUAGAAAAUACUGAAAAUAUCAACUUUUGUAAUGACAAUUGCGCAUGUACAGUUUUGAUAAAUAGAUAUGCGACGUUGAUUCGGUUGGUAUUUGAUGUUUUAAAUACUAAACUUUAACACAACAUUUAAUAUGUACUCAAAACGAACGUGAGAAAAUAUUAUUACCAUCCAAUGAUGAUGAUACACAAUUGAAAACCAAACAUAUUGUUACCGGGGUUUCUCUUCAGAAUAUAAAAUGGGAAAUAUUUGCAGCACAUCCCAAAAAAAUUGCAAGGAUGCGGAUUCAGAAAUGUCCGAGGGUGGUGGGUCUGAUGGAGAAUAUAAAUCCCCAACAAAAGAUCAAGACGAAGACAAAAUAUUACACGAGAAAACAGAUCCUGUUAAUACUCCUGAUUCAAAUAAUACCGUGAACCCAAAAAAUGAUACUAAUGAAUUUACACAUCACCCAAACUGCGACGAAAAUGAAAAAAUUAAUAAGACAAAUGUUAGUUGUGGGGCAAACACAAACUCCAUUUUCGGAAAGCCUCCCAAACAUAAUGCAAAAAUUGUUCUCUACAUAAUAAUGAGUAACAGGAAUGAGUAUGAGAAACAAUUUUGUAUAAUCAACCGAUUUCUACCCGAUCUUUUGACACAUGCCCGGGCAAAAGGAUUCGAAUUGACUGUAUCUUUCACGCACCAUGAAAUUUUAAGUAAACAUAAAAACGACCAUUCGUCAAAGAAUGAAAUCAAUGAAAAUCCCUUUCGUCAUCAUGAGGAGUUGGAAAAUCAUUUAAAUGAAAUCAAUAGGCACAAAAAUUCGUAUAUAGUUCCAGUUAUAUUUUUUGGAAAUUCUUUAGAAUAUCUCCAUUGUCCUACCAAAAUAGAACAAAAAGAUUUUAGUUUUUUACUUUCAAUAACUUCAAAGGAUCAAAGUGAUCUCUUACAACAAUUUUACAAAGCUGAUACACCGGGUCAAUCGUCUACGUCAUAUAGUUUAAAUUCGCAUUCGUCAUUAAAAAAAGAGGAGACUGAACAAAUUCUUGAAACAUUUAUAACACUCAUGCCAAUAAACUUAAAAACAACUUAUCUUGCAAGCACAGUUGAAAAGAUAAUAAAUGAUGUUGUCCUUAAAUCAAAAGACAUGAUCAAGCAUUGUGUAUGGAUUCAAGAUGAAAAUUCAUCAGAAUCAUGUGCACCAGAUAGUGCAUUAAUUAAGUCAGAGGUAUCAACCAGGCACUCGAAUCUCAAUUGUCAGUUGAGAGACGAAAUUCCGGUUAAAAAUAUUAUACCACCUUUGUUGUCUUCCGACGAAGAUGAAGAAAUAUACGAUUUGCUGAAAGAUGUGUUGAAAUCAAACAUUGAUAGCGUUAUGCAUGAGCAUUUGGUAAAAUAUAACUCUCGGAAUACACAUGGUUUAUGUAAGCCAAUUGUAGAUGAGAUUGAAGCCGUGAGAAGACAUUCCAUUGCAAUUGGAGCAAACCUCGACAGCCCUUAUGAUUUGGAAGGAAUUUUAAAGUAUAUUCGCAGCGAUUCAUUAUAUCCUUUAGCUGUUUUUUCGCCACCUGAAGAAGAAGAAGUUUUUGGUUCGCAAUUAGCAUUUAGCCUAGAAAAAUUGAUGGAAGAUUCUCAUUUGAUUUUGAGAUAUGCGCGUUUGACGGUUGUAUCUUCGGAAGUAACAUCUCUGUUAGCGUCGAUAGCAGAUCAAGUUUCAAUAAUAGUUGCUGGGAAACCAUGUCAUACACAACAUAGCAUUCUCAAUUACAAGCAAAAAAUAGAACAAUUACUUGAGAGCAGUGAUUUGAGUAUCAUUAUAAUUAUUGAAUCUUCUGAUAAAGUGUUUGGAGCAACAGAUUUUGAUUGGCUACCAAAAAUUUCAAAACCAAAUGCUAAAAUAAUUUUAUCAAUAUCAAGUAACGGAAAUCCCACAAAUAACGUAUAUGCAAAAGAACUCAUCAAUCGAGGUGUACCAAAAGAAAAUUUACUGCCACUCUUACGUGAUACAAGUACGAAUAAGGAGAAAAAUUUAAAAACUCAUCUUGAAUCCAACCGUUUCGAAGCUAAGUUGAAUUCAAAAUUAUUAUGUUUUGGUGUGAAAAUCGAUAGCAAUGAUAUAGAAAAAAUGACUGAAACUUUGUUAUGUACACUUGAAUCAAAAAUCGAUGUUGAAUUCUUAGAAAUACUACUGGUUAUUAUAGCUAUAUCACCAUACGGCUUAUAUGAGACUGAUUGCAUAAAUAUUUUUGAGGAACAAGCUAAAAUAGAAAAAGUGUGUUCUUUGACAAAUUGGUCAAGAUUUUGUUGGUUAAUGGGACCGAUGCUCACCCAUACCGAUAACAUAAAAUUAAUAAAUAAUGUACUUAAAUCUGCUGUUUUGAAGAGAUAUUCGAAAAACAUUCUCCAAAUCAAAACUACUAUCAAACGAUAUUACGAAAAUCAGCCGGACUCAUUUUUAGACACAGAAAAGAACACGACAAGUUUGAAUGGAGAGAAAUAUUCAAAAGUGCCACAGUAUGAUCUAUCAAUAUUAUCAGGAAGUGAGGAAAAUAUCAUUGAACAAUAUUUUACAAAGUAUUACUUUAAGGAUUUAUCAUGGAUAUCAAAUAAAAUUACCUCCUCUGGAUGUUUUCAAUACUUAUAUGACAUAAUCAUAGCCGAAGAAAAAUUCAAAAAGACCCUCGCUGAUAGCUUUCAGCAUAUUGCAUUAUUAAAACUAUUUUUGGCUCAAAAUAUGAUGCAGUUGAAUUAUGAUGGAAGUCAGUUUUAUACAUUUUUCAAAGUAUUUUUGAAGAACACAAUUGCGAAGGACGAAUCAUUGAAUUCUAAUGAUUAUAUUCAACACUGGAUUACCACAAUUGACCAAAUUAAAAUAACAUACCUUGAAAGCCUAACUAAUGAUAAGGAUAAUGAUAAUGAUAAUCAAGAAAACAUCCCCGAUGGAACUAGAUCUUACAAUGAAGUUGUGAUUCUGAAAAGGCCGGGCCAUUUUAUUGCUGCUAUUAGUACAAACUGUGAUGAGAUUUGUGUCUGGGAUGUGCAUAAUUUAAAAAAAAUUCGCGUACUGAAAUCUGUUCCCCAACCUAGUUUGCUGUGCUCAAUAAGAGAUCUUGAAGUGGCAGUGCUCUGCAAAAGAGAAAUAAAAGUUAUAGAUCUUGAAGAAGGAGAACACAAGGCUACCCUGAAAGGAGUCAUGAAUCAAAAGAUGCCAUAUUUUGGUCUGCACGAUGAAGAACAUUUAGUAUGCCUAUCUCGAAACAGAAUGUAUGUGAAUCUAAUGAAUCUCAAAACAGGAGAUUGUGCCACUUCUUUUAAGGCAGGAGAAGAUAGAUUUCUUAAUUCAUUGAUAGUAUCUGGAAAUGGAAGAAUCCUAGUUUGUGGAGAUGAAUCACAAAAGCCUUUCUCCCUAUUGGUUUGGCAUUUAUCACAGAGAAGACUAUUAUAUGACCUACGAAUACCUCAUCACGAUCUUUUCACCGCCCUUUCCGCCAUAACAUAUGAAGGAUUAUAUGUUAGCGUAGUAGCCAAAGAAAUAAAGGAGCCAGGACCUAAUUUCAUCGUCGUCUACGAUCUACAAAGUGGAACUUUAUUUCAAAAACUUAAGCCGGCUUGUAAUACGGUAGCAAUAGCAAUAUCGCAAGCAAAUGGUUGUGUAAUCGCAGGAUUAGAUAAUGCUGAUAUAUUGAUUUGGGAUCUUGUAACGGGAAACUGUCGAUAUACACUUACUGGGCACAGUGCUCCUGCAACACUUAUGAAGCUUGAUCCCUUAGGAAGAUGCCUACUUUCAGGAGAUAAGGAUGGACGCGAUUUAUCAGUUAGACUGUGGGAGCUAAGUACAGGUAAAUCUUUGGCAGUUUACUCCCCUCCAAACAAAAUAUCAUCAUGUGAAAUUCUUGACAAUGGACUUUAUACAAUCAUUGCAAUGGAAGACGCAUCCGAUAUCCUAAUACUCCAGCUGAAAAACUAUGACAAAUCAAAAACACAAUCAGAAAAUUGUACCCAAAAAAGUGUUGACUGUAAAAUACACAUAUUAAAAGAGAAUUAGUGUUCCAAGUAA
Molecule: messenger RNA, 4464 nt
Organism: Eupeodes corollae
Lineage: Eukaryota; Metazoa; Arthropoda; Insecta; Diptera; Syrphidae
Exons: 11
Coding region: 670-4452 (1260 amino acids)
Molecular function (GO): protein binding
Source: RefSeq, a predicted model, not a curated record